This is a messenger RNA of Sebastes umbrosus (honeycomb rockfish), 1560 nucleotides long. RefSeq lists its product as uncharacterized. The record is from RefSeq and is a predicted model, not a curated record. Gene Ontology annotation, cellular component: extracellular region. Gene Ontology annotation, biological process: negative regulation of endopeptidase activity. NCBI's taxonomy places the organism in Eukaryota, Metazoa, Chordata, Actinopteri, Perciformes, Sebastidae. Gene Ontology annotation, molecular function: cysteine-type endopeptidase inhibitor activity. The transcript is spliced from 7 exons. Bases 211 to 1269 code for a protein of 352 amino acids.
UCAGCCCAAGAGGGGAAAGUCCAGCAUCAGCCUCACAUGUGUCUGCCCAAACCCUGUCUGGAAAAACUAGGAUCUUGCAAAGGAAGAUUUGCAAACACGGGCCUGUGUUAGUUUAAAAGUUAAAUUAUCUACCAGGAUAGGCUUUAGCGAUUAAAUUGGGUAAAAUUAGUUUUUUUUCAUUUGGCCCAAUCUGUGUUUGUGUGUUAGAGGAUGAGUGUGUACCUGUUGGUCCUAUGUCUGGCUUUGCUGCAGCAGGAGGGAAGAGCCAGGCCAGACCCUCCAGGCUGCAAUAGCCCUGAGGCGGUGAGGGUGGCGGAGGAGGCCCUGGAGCAGAUCAACCAGGACCGGACAGACGGAUACAUCCUGAGCCUCAACAGACUGUAUGACCUCUCUCACACUCCUGAAAAGGAGAAAGGUGGGUCUCUCUACAAACUGACCAUUGAUGUCAUGGAGACCAAAUGUCACAUCACCAGCAGGAAACCAUGGAAACAAUGUGAAGUCAGAGAUAUUGGUGAUGUUCCGGUGUACGGAGAGUGCGAGGUAUCUGCCUACGUUGACUCUCAAGUCAAACUUCAAGGCUACUCCUGUGCACUUCGUGAAGUUCCCGCCACUGCAGUGGUGAACGUGUGUCCGGACUGUCCCACAGCUGACAACCUCAACGAGCCCGUCGUCAAGGAGACAGCCAAUCUCUCCCUGCAGAGGUUCAAUGAAGAGAGUCAACUGGCCAACUACUUUACUCUGGAGAACAUUACAAGAGCCAGUUCACAGUGGGUUGUUGGCCCAUCCUACUUUGUGGAGUUCACCAUCCUGGAGACGGUGUGUUCAAAGACAACAGACGCCAGUGAACUGAGCGACUGCCCACCUAUGGACUGUCAGUUUGCUCAUAGAGGCUUCUGUUUUGGCUCACAUGUGGCCCAUGAGGACCAGUUUGAAAUCAGACUCCCUGUCGGAAAGAAGCACAGCUCAUUUCAGGACCGGAAGCCUGUAGAUGUGACUUGUGAGAUCUACGAACCUCAGGCUGCCACUGUGGAGGAGAAGGACCACGCAAAAGCAGAUAGCGGGCACAUUGGUCAUCAUCACCACAACCACACACACCUGCACCCACACGAGCACAUGCACUCAGGCACACCCAGUUCAGACCUCACUGUCUCCAAACCCCGGGGCACCCUCGGGACUGUGGUGGACCAGCCUGCCCCUCUUCGAUCUGCCCCAACAGCCAGCUCCUGCCCCGGCCCGCACAGACACAACCUGGGCAUAGGCAAGCUGUGAUUGGCCGGAAGACCAGGACGGUUAUCUUUGAUCCGUUACUCAAGCUAUAUUUUUAACUGCAUGUUGUAAUUAGUUAAGAAAGACAGGAAUUUGUCAUUUAGAAGCAAAAUAUGGGAGGACAGUAAAUAAUUGUAAAUCAUCUGAUAUACGUUGAUUGCUUGAUUAAAGCAUUUGAAUAGUGAGAAGUUCAUUUGUCACAUAACAUGGGAAUCAUUAAGCAUAUUACGCAAAUAUAUGUGAAGGAGCUUCUGUUAGAACAUUUAAAAAAAUAAAAACUUUUUCCACCAUAAA